Molecule: messenger RNA, 976 nt
Organism: Carica papaya (papaya)
Lineage: Eukaryota; Viridiplantae; Streptophyta; Magnoliopsida; Brassicales; Caricaceae
Gene: RABA1B
Product: RAB GTPase homolog A1B
Molecular function (GO): GTPase activity; GTP binding
Source: RefSeq, a predicted model, not a curated record
UGAAGGUCUCUCACCGGAACCUUUUCCUUUUCACACUUCUUCUGGCGCUUUUUCAAAAAUCACUCUCACGCUUCCCACUUCACUUCACGCUCUUCUCAAGCACCUGCAACUUUUUUUUUCCUCUCUCUCUCUCUAAAAUGGCAGGGUACAGAGCUGAAGAUGACUACGACUACCUCUUCAAGGUAGUGUUGAUUGGGGACUCGGGUGUUGGUAAGUCGAAUCUGCUCUCCAGGUUCACUAAGAAUGAGUUCAACCUCGAGUCCAAGUCCACCAUUGGCGUUGAGUUCGCUACUCGCACUCUCAACGUUGACGGCAAAGUCAUAAAGGCUCAGAUCUGGGAUACUGCUGGCCAAGAAAGAUACCGGGCCAUCACCAGUGCUUAUUACCGUGGAGCAGCAGGAGCACUGCUUGUGUAUGAUGUUACCCGUCAUUCAACAUUUGAAAAUGUUGAGAGAUGGCUAAAAGAAUUGAAAAACCACACGGAUCCUAGCAUUGUUGUGAUGCUUGUUGGAAACAAAUCAGAUCUUCGUCAUCUUGUUGCAGUGACAACAGAAGAUGGGAAGUCUUUUGCCGAAAGAGAGUCACUCUACUUCAUGGAAACUUCAGCACUGGAGGCGACAAAUGUGGAAAAUGCAUUUGCUGAAGUUCUAACUCAGAUUUACCAUACUGUGAGUCGGAAAGCAGUUGAAGUAGGAGAAAAUGGAGGAUCAUCUGUCCCUGCAAAGGGAGAGACAAUAGAUGUCAAAAAUGAUGUGUCGGCCCUGAAGAAAAUUGGCUGCUGCUCAACCUAAAGGCAUCGGGAAACAAAUUAAACAAAUUCGUAGUUUCCAUAUCUAUAAGUUGAGUUUUAUUGUAAUAUUGCAGGGAUACAAGCUAGAGAAGUGAAAUUUUCUUAGUUCAUUGAACUUACUGUAUCAAACCAUGAAUGCUUUAAAUUCUUUACAAUGGAGUUAUGUGAGAAAAUUCAUAACCCUAA